AUGCCUCCCAAGAAGGAUGUUCCCGUGAAGAAACCAGUGGGGCCCCCUGCUGCCUCCAAGCCUGCUGCUAAGCCCGCAGUAGGGCCCCCUCCAUCCAAGGUUGAGCUACCACCACCUGCCCCUCUAAUCCUUGAGAAACCUGCGAAACCCCAGGAGCCCCCCAUCGAUCUCUCCAAAGUGGUGAUCGAGUUUAACAAGGACCAGCUGGAGGAGUUCAAGGAGGCCUUCCAGCUGUUUGACCGAACGGGGGACGGCAAGAUCCUGUACAGUCAGUGUGGGGACGUGAUGAGGGCCCUGGGCCAGAACCCCACCAACGCCGAGGUGCUCAAAGUCCUGGGGAACCCCAAGAGCGAUGAGAUGAACGUGAAGGUGCUGGACUUUGAGCACUUCCUGCCCAUGCUGCAGACUGUGGCCAAAAACAAGGACCAGGGCACCUACGAGGACUAUGUGGAAGGCCUUCGGGUGUUUGACAAGGAAGGGAACGGCACCGUCAUGGGCGCUGAGAUCCGGCACGUCCUCGUCACACUGGGUGAGAAGAUGACAGAGGAAGAAGUAGAGAUGCUGGUGGCAGGGCACGAGGACAGCAACGGUUGUAUCAACUACGAAGAGCUUGUCCGCAUGGUGCUGAAUGGCUGA
Messenger RNA from Rangifer tarandus platyrhynchus (Svalbard reindeer), 636 nucleotides. The record is from the annotation of a GenBank genome assembly. Lineage: Eukaryota; Metazoa; Chordata; Mammalia; Artiodactyla; Cervidae.